AAGCGCAUCAAUGGGAGGUACGAGAGGUUUUUGGAAAGGACCUUCCCCCGUUUCUACGUGCUGUACGCCACUUUCACGAAAGGAAUCCAAGCGCUCUUCCUGGAAGUAAAAGAAAUACGAAAAAUCAAAUCUAAAAUGUCCCGUCAGAGACUGAGCGUUCAGCAGCUUCCCUACCGCGAGAUGGAGAGGCUGCGGCAGUUUCGCAGGGACGUGAUCAAGGCCAUUCCCAUCGGAGUUAUCGCCAUCCCACCCUUCGCCAACUUCUUGGUCAUCGUCCUGAUGUAUUUCUUCCCACGCCAGCUCCUGAUCCGCUACUUCUGGACCCCCAACCAGCAGGUUGAGUUCCUGGACGCCUAUGAUGCCAUCCGGAGAGACUUGUAUCCAGACGUGGUGGAGAGUUUAGCCCUGGCAGCGCGUUCCCUGCCUGAGCCGCAGCUCCAAAAACGCCUGCUGGAGCUGGGCGCCGAGGUGCAGCGAGGUUCCCAGCCACGCGUGGCCGAACUCUACGCUGUGAGAAGUUUGUUUUCGGGAUCUCCACUGGGUCUGAACAAGCUCCAGGUGUCUCAUGUGAAAGCCCUCAGCCAGGUCCUGUUCCUGACCCCUCACUUGCCGACCUUUUUCCUGAGGCAUCGCCUGCGGAGCCACAUCUUGGAGAUCCGGCACCUGGACCGUGCCAUGCUGCGCCUGGGCUUGGGCCAGCUGUCCGAGGAGGAGCUGAAAGCGGCAUGUUACCUCCGUGGCCUGAACUCCACUCAUCUCGGCAUGUCUGAGUGCAGAGCGUGGCUGGAGCAGUGGCUGGGGCUCUCCUGCAAGCUGCAAGCUUCCGAAGCUUCCCUCCUGGCGAACAGCAUGGUCCUGCUGUCCCUCAACUACGUCAGGGCCAAGGAGUGA
Molecule: messenger RNA, 891 nt
Organism: Phaethon lepturus (White-tailed tropicbird)
Lineage: Eukaryota; Metazoa; Chordata; Aves; Phaethontiformes; Phaethontidae
Gene: LETMD1
Product: LETM1 domain containing 1
Exons: 8
Biological process (GO): intracellular monoatomic cation homeostasis
Cellular component (GO): mitochondrial inner membrane
Molecular function (GO): ribosome binding
Source: RefSeq, a predicted model, not a curated record